Seminavis robusta is the source of this 1846-nucleotide messenger RNA. The record is from the annotation of a GenBank genome assembly. NCBI's taxonomy places the organism in Eukaryota, Bacillariophyta, Bacillariophyceae, Naviculales, Naviculaceae.
GGAAGCUAAGGCUGGAAGGGUAUGUAAACCAGUUUCUUGUUCUCACUACUAGCUAGUAGCUAGCUAGUACUUGUCAAUUGCCAACAUACAUGUACAGACAGGAAUCAUUCUUGCCUUCUUUCUUGCUCUCAUAAUCUCAACUUUUUUUGUUUCAAAUCACACAGGUAUCUACUAUCCUUAUAGUAAGCUACCCUUUGCUACUGCCAAGCUACCCCUAUACCCUCCCUUAGCUACCAUAUUUUGCCCCGUGCCUUGGAACUUUUUGCAAAAGACUAGAAGAUGGCCUCCACGAUUUCCAUGGAUAGCUCCAUCGUGAGUUUGCCCUUUCCAGGCGGAGAUCAGAUCCGAAGAAGAGCUCCACCCCGCUUACCGUCCACAUCCACCAUGUCGGCCAGUCGACGCGGCUACAAUCACACUACUAAGAAGAGCAGCGGGAAUCGCAGUUGCGCCACCCGCAGCAUUCAAAGCGCUUUGUUUUCAGUCACAAACGGGAAUGACAUGGACGACAUCUCCAAGUACAGCGCCUUUAGUGUUCAAGAUCUGAGAGAUUGGGCUUCCAGGCAGCAGCAGCAGCAGCAAGACACUGCUGGAGAAUGGGACAGUGCCUGCAAAUCCCUCUAUACAAUGGACGAUGAAAGUAUCUACACGACCUUGAGCCAUCACAGCAAGAUCAGGAUCAUCCAAGGCAACAUGAUCCCGGAGGAUCAGGAGCAAACGUCUUACUCUGUUCCCGUUGUCAGCAUUCACGAUGACGGGUCCUCCGCUGUGGGCAGUCAAGCCUUUCAUCAUGGAUUGGACAAGGAUGAACUCAUGUCCAUGGUCUCUGCACUCACUAUGGACACCACCUUGCAGCAGAUUGCACCCAAGACCAAGUCUCGAAGACGAGGAACCAGGUCCUACGACGAGAUUCGCGUACCAACCUUGGAGGAAGACCACGAAGCUACUGAUCGUCCCAGCAUCGUGAGUCAAGAGGAUUCCAGUGUCACUCUACCACCUUGGUCCUCCAGUAAGCGGAGCACUGUGUCGUCGUCGUCAGCACCAGAAAAGUCAGUUGCAAGGAACAGCAAAGACAAAGACGAGCAAUCUUUCACGAGUGGAAUCAACAGCCACCACACUGCCACGUCCAGGACAGAUGUCAUGAUGGACGAGGUCAGCGCCAUGAUUCAAAAUUACCAGCCUCCUUCCGGGAGGCUGUCGAUGGCAAGUCGCGACGACGAAAAACAAGUCGCCCAGCAGAAACGGGCGACUCGUCGUCGAAGGUGGUCGUGGAUCUGCUCGCCAUGUGGGGCCAAUGGUAACACAGACCAUGUCGUGGAACCGGAAUCCAUCUCCAACAAGGUGGCGGUCACGGUCACGACGUCCACAAACACAAAUCAUGCCAGUAGCACGGAACUCUCUCAGUCUACUGGUGACGGUUCGGCCCGCCACAGACCUAGUGUCUCAAGGGCAGCGCCGCGAGUAUACGUUCCCGAACCAGCCCUGUUGUAUGUUCCGUCGAGUUGUACCGGUAGUACCUCAAGGAGCCGUACCAGCCGGGACGGCAUGCAAUGGCCAGAGGAACCAUCCGUUCGGUCCGUGCGAUCAAAGGCAGAGAUCAGUUGCUGAUCAGACAAUUGAUUCUUGUCCGUUGUUUUGGGAGAGACAGCCACAAGGCAGAUGACAGUGGAUGACCUAAAACGAGACAGAAAGAGGCCUUGGAAUGCACACUAGCACUGUACCGGUACAUGUACAUGUACCACAUGUAUGAUUUAUUAUUGCUUGGCAACAUUUUGCUUGCGUGGUGUUUGUAGAGCGGAAGCAAAAGUAGUAACAAAGAAAGCAUAAGCAAUAAGUUGACCAUACCCCU